CACAGUUUAUCCACAACCACAACCAUCAACCACAACAACAACAACGACCACAACAAACAACAACUGCCACACCCUCCUUCACUUUCCACGUUGCUUCCCCCUCCCACUCACCCACUCCACAGGGGCCAUCAUCUGACAAGAUGAUGGCAGCACGUGUUUCCGCGCGUGCUCUACCGACCAUCCUCUGCGCUCUUCUCGCAGCUGCUGGGGCGUGCUUGGCUUGUGAGAUUGUUGUGACACCGGAAUCACCAAGCAUGGACGAGAACAGCCCCGCGGGAACCGUGCUGGCGACCGUGGAGCUGGUGGGUGGGGCAUCCGGCGACUCCCUGACAUACAUCCGGCCAAACGGACUCACCCUCAACGGAAACAACGAGCUGGUCGUGGAGGAAGAGGGCGUCGUCAACGUGGAGUCUGGCACCAUGUUUCCGUCGUUCUCCGUGCGCAUCAGUGCCAUGUGCACGGAUAUUGACAUUGAGGUGACGGUGACAGACUCCAACGACCCGCCAACAGCCAUCCUGUUUGAUGGAGAGACCAUUCCUGGUCCGCCCACGCCUCUCAGUGCGUGCUUGGUGUUCCCCGAGGACACGAACACGCAUCUCAUUGAGCUGAGCACCGUGGACGAAGACAUCAACCAGGACCACGUCUACACGCUCUCGGGGCCCGACGCCGCGCUGUUUGCUGUUGUGGGCGGCGCACACCUUGGACUUGCCGCUGCCAUUGACUAUGAGAAGCACGCAAACCACGUCUUCAACGUCACCGUGACCUCCACAGACCAGGCCUUCACGGGCCAACAUGGCGGUGCUGUGGCGGGUGGCCUGCAGGUGUCGCAGGAGGUGUGCGUGCGCAUCGCAGACAUGAACGAGCGACCCAUGUUCUCGCAGCCCGUGUAUGACGAGUCGGCCAUCACCAUCCUGGGGCGCGCGUUUGCGUUGCCGCUGAACGUAUCAGACCCCGACAUCAACGCGACGCUCUCCUUCACCGUCAUCAACGCCACCCGCCUCCUUCCACCAUCUCCCAUUGUCAGCAACAGCAGCACACCCACUGCCACGGCAAGCCCGACCGUGAAUGGCACUGUGACCACAAACUCCACCUCAAUCACCAACAGCACCACCACCACCAGCAACAGCACCUCCACGGUUGCGAUGAUGAACACAACAGAAACAACAACAAUGGUCAGCACAGAGGUGGCAGUGGAAGCGAGAUUUGUGGAUGCCACAGACUUCAUUCCCAUCUACUCCCCAUCGCUACCAUCAUCGUCAUCAUCGUCAUCACAGUCCAUCAUGAUGCCGCUGCUGUAUGUGAACAACGUCUCUCUUGGAUGGAAUGACCUGCGUGUGUAUGUGCAUGUGGAGGACGAGGGAAGGCUUUCGACUGAAGCCCUGCUGCGGUUGAACCUGACUGUCUUGCCUGUGCCGCCCGCAACAACAACAAUGUUUGUGCUCUUCAACGCCACCACCUCCACCACAACCACAAUCACGACCACGACGACCACAACCACAACAACAACGACCACAACAACAGCAGCGCGUGCAGCGAGCGCAUCGUCAUGGACGAAGAACGGGGUGACGGUUGCGGCGGUGAUGAUUGCGCUCGUGCUCGUCAUUGCGCUGCUGCUGUACAUUGUGCGCAUCACCAACAACACGCAGGCAGCGACGCUGCAGCACAAGCGGUUCAAGAUGAUGGCCACAGCAGCCAUGCGGGGGAAGAUUGGCAAGAACAGGCGUCGUGGUGGUGGUGGUGGUGGUGGCACUGAUAGUGGCAGCGACAGCGACAGCGACAGCAUUGGCAGUGGCAGCAGCGAGAGUGAUAGUGAUGACGAUGUGGUGAUCAACGUCGGGAUGCGACCCGGCAACGUGUUGGAGAUGCAGCUCCUCAGCCCUUCUUCACAGCAGGGCGUGUCGUCGCUGCGACCACCAUCAACGAUUUCGGCACCCGUGGACGCAGAGGACGUGGCCCUCCUCCUCGAGUGAGUGAGUGAGUGAUGAUGAUGAUGAUGAUGAUGAUGAUG
Messenger RNA from Salpingoeca rosetta, 2008 nucleotides. RefSeq lists its product as uncharacterized. Gene Ontology annotation, molecular function: calcium ion binding. Gene Ontology annotation, cellular component: membrane. The transcript has 3 exons. Gene Ontology annotation, biological process: homophilic cell-cell adhesion. The record is from RefSeq and is a predicted model, not a curated record. Bases 141 to 1970 code for a protein of 609 amino acids. Lineage: Eukaryota; Choanoflagellata; Craspedida; Salpingoecidae.